AAUUAUGUAAAAACUCUGUGUCUACAGCUACAUGGCAGGAGCAAACACUUCUGUGGUGAUGACUUCUGUGGAUCGUCUCACUACUCGGCGGCCAGGACCUUCCGGAGGCGCCACAAAUCCCAGGCGGGGAAGGCCGGAGCGACGUGGCCCCGCCCCCUUUCGGGUCGGCACUGCGCGUGCGCCUCCGUGCUAGGCUCGACUCUUAAAGUUGCCUCGGAAUUAAAAGGGCCAGCUGCCUUCCCGAAGUUGGUUAGAAGGCAAGGGGUGUUAAGUUGUGGGCAGCACUUUGUCAUGGGACCUGUGCCGUUGGGAAUAUUGCUUUUCAUUUUGACUGCAUGCGUCCCAGCUUGGGCUGGGGCGCCGAAGGAAGAGGACGAUGAUGACACAGAACGCUUGCCCAGCAAAUGCGAAGUGUGUAAGCUGCUGAGUCUGGAGCUACAGGAACAGCUGAGUCGCACUGGACGAUCUCGAGAGGUGCUGGAGCUGGGGCAGGUGCUGGACACGGGCAAGAGGAAAAGACACAUCCCUUACAGCGUUUCAGAGACAAGGCUAGAAGAGGCCUUGGAGAAUUUAUGUGAGCAAGUUCUGGAUUACAGUGUUCAUGCUGAGCGCAAGGGCUCACUGAGAUAUGCCAAGGGGCAGAGUCAGACCAUGGCAACGCUGAAAGGCCUGGUGCAGAAGGGGGUAAAGGUGGAUCUGGGGAUCCCUCUGGAGCUGUGGGACGAGCCCAGUGUGGAGGUCACAUUCCUCAAGAAGCAGUGUGAGAAAAUGCUGGAGGAGUUUGAAGAAGUCGUGGAAGACUGGUACUUCCACCAUCAGGAGCAGCCCCUGCAGCAUUUUCUCUGUGAAGGUCAUGUGCUCCCAGCUUCUGAAACUGCAUGUCUACAGGAAACUUGGACUGGAAAGGAGAUCACAGAAGGGCAAGAGAAGACAGAAGGGGAGGAGGAGCAAGAUCAAGAGGAGGAGAAGGAAAAGGAAGAAGAGAUGACUAGUGCACCAGGCCACCCCAAGCAUGACCCAGAGGACCUUUGACCCUUGUUUUUGAGCCCCCAGGAAGGGCAGGGGUCAUGGAGAGCGCUCUGAAGCCUGAGCUCUCUCUACCCCACAGCUUUAAUGGUGUGUGUGUGUGUGUGUGUGUGUGUGUCUCACCCCUAAGCUUGUAGGCAGAAUCCUGAUGGUACAGCAUGGCAUAGCUGUGGGGAGAAAGGUGUGAGCAGUAGAUGAAAGCCCUACCCCAACAGAUGAGCCCUCUGCCUGCCAUCUAGCUUCCUUGGCUGUAGGUGUGGAGACGAUAUUGAAGGCUUUCCCCUUUAA
Molecule: messenger RNA, 1314 nt
Organism: Myotis brandtii (Brandt's bat)
Lineage: Eukaryota; Metazoa; Chordata; Mammalia; Chiroptera; Vespertilionidae
Gene: CNPY4
Product: canopy FGF signaling regulator 4
Exons: 6
Coding region: 292-1032 (246 amino acids)
Cellular component (GO): endomembrane system
Molecular function (GO): signaling receptor binding
Source: RefSeq, a predicted model, not a curated record